UGAUCUCAGCAUUGUUGACUUUACGAUAGUUCUCACCCUUCCAUGGAUGAUUGCAGAUCUUCUUCACCGCCUCCCAAGAGGAUGCAACCACAAACCAUGGAUUCAGAAGGACCAUAUCAGCUUCUCCACUGCUCUAGUAAGGGUGACAAAGCAGGUGUAAUACAAGAAUUGGAGAAAGGAGUUGAUGCCAAUCUAGCUGACUAUGAUAAAAGAACAGCACUCCAUUUAGCAGCCUGUGAAGGCUGCGAAGAAAUUGUUGUCCUCCUACUUGAGAAAGGAGCUGAUGUGAACUCCAUUGAUCGCUGGGGACGCACUCCACUUUCAGAUGCUCGCAGCUUUGGUCAUGAGAAGAUAUGCAAGAUACUGGAGGCGCAGGGUGGAACAGAUCCGGUGGGGCUUGAUUCCCAGACUCCCUGCUACGAAAUUGAUCACACCGAGGUGGACAUGGAUGAAGCAACACUUAUCGGAGAAGGAGCAUAUGGUGAAGUUUAUUUAGUGAAGUGGCGUGGAACAGAAGUUGCUGCAAAGACAAUCCGUUCCUCCAUUGCAUCGGAUCCAAGGGUGAAGAAUACCUUUUUGAGGGAACUAGGUUUAUGGCAGAAACUGCGCCACCCUAAUAUAGUGCAGUUCCUUGGUGUUCUAAAGCACUCUGAGCGCCUUAUUUUCCUCACUGAGUAUCUUCGAAAUGGAAGUUUGUAUGAUAUUUUGAGAAAGAAAGGAAGACUUGAUCCACCAGUAGCUGUUGCCUAUGCUUUAGAUAUUGCAAGAGGGAUGAAUUAUCUUCACCAGCAUAAACCACAUGCUAUAAUUCACCGGGAUUUAACUCCAAGAAAUGUGUUACAAGAUGAAGCAGGACGCCUUAAGGUUACAGACUUCGGUUUAAGCAAAAUUGCUCAGGAAAAAGAUGCAGUUGGUUACAAAAUGACUGGAGGAACAGGUUCAUAUCGUUACAUGGCACCUGAGGUUUAUCGCCGAGAAUCAUAUGGGAAGAGUAUUGAUGUCUUCUCCUUUGCACUAAUAGUACAUGAGAUGUUCCAAGGGGGGCCAUCAAAUAGAGCAGAGAACGCAGAAUAUGUUGCAGAUAAGCGAGCAUAUGAAGACUCACGGCCACCUCUCUCCUCAUUUGUAUACCCCGAACCUAUCAAGACGCUUCUCAGAAACUGCUGGCACAAGAAUCCAGAAUCGCGACCUACAUUUGAAGCCAUAAUUCUGGAGCUAGAGAAGAUCCAAGAGAGUAUGAUAAGUAAGAAAACAGCCUGCUGUGAUUGUGCUAUCUUAUGAGAUGAGUUGUGGCUUUAAUAACAACUUUUUCCUUUUACUCAUAGAUUGUUUUCCCCUCUAUGGAUUGUAUCUUUCUUUCCCCAUUUUGGUUUAUUAGAAUGGAUUCCCCUACCCUUA
Molecule: messenger RNA, 1398 nt
Organism: Vitis riparia (riverbank grape)
Lineage: Eukaryota; Viridiplantae; Streptophyta; Magnoliopsida; Vitales; Vitaceae
Product: integrin-linked protein kinase 1-like
Exons: 12
Coding region: 43-1281 (412 amino acids)
Biological process (GO): protein phosphorylation
Molecular function (GO): protein kinase activity; ATP binding; protein binding
Source: RefSeq, a predicted model, not a curated record